This is a messenger RNA of Ectocarpus sp. CCAP 1310/34, 812 nucleotides long. The record is from the annotation of a GenBank genome assembly. NCBI's taxonomy places the organism in Eukaryota, Phaeophyceae, Ectocarpales, Ectocarpaceae.
CCUCCGACAGGGAUGCAACCUGGCCCCGCUGCUGUUGUUCAACUUGUUCCUUGCCGCGAUCGAUGCUCAUGGUCGCCGUGGCCGAGUUCGACAAGGACCCCAAGGUGACGGCGGACAUGGUCAAGAUCGGGACACAAGUGGAGUACACGGGCAAGAAGGGCAGGUCGGCGGGGAGGAAGACGACGGUGGUGACGGACGCGGAGGCCUUGUGGGCCAUGCUCUACGCUGACGACGCGGCCAUCGUCUCGCGCUCGCCGGAGAGUCUCGAGAAGAUGAUGUCGGUCAUCGUGCGCGUGGCCGGCCUGUUCGGACUGAUGGUGUCGGAGCCAAAGACGGAGAUCAUACAGACCGGUUUGUGUACCUCGGACGUACCAUCUCCGCGAACGGGAACGCCGACCGGGAGAUCACGAGCCGCAGCUGCCGAGCGUGGGAGUAAGUGCUACCACCGGAACAGUGCUUCGAUGUACGACGACAGGCGACGGGCCGACCGCCAGCUCAAGAUCCGGCUACUCCAGGCUGAAGUGGUGGAUUCUCUCUUGUAUGGGUGCGCCUCGUGGAGCCUAACAGCGGAGCACUACUACUACACGAAGUUCAAUGGGACCCACCGCCAGUUCCUUACACGGUGCAUCAUCGGCUGGAGCAAGCCGAAACGCUCAGACCGCCCCCUGUCCUAUGCCCAGGCCCUCAUCCAGGCAGGCUGCGAGGAAACCAUCGAGGCCACCGUGCCCAAACAAACGGAGACUGUGUUUCGCGGGCUUUGUUAUUAUGCGCAUGGAGGACAACCGCCUCCCCAAGCGCAUGCAUGCUGCUAG